Messenger RNA from Geodia barretti, 4714 nucleotides. Lineage: Eukaryota; Metazoa; Porifera; Demospongiae; Tetractinellida; Geodiidae. The record is from the annotation of a GenBank genome assembly.
GUCAUUAUACAAAAUGGCGUACCACCGCGGACGAUAGGUGUUUUAUCGGCAGUUCUGAACAGUUUUAUGGUAGUAGUGUGUAGGCUAGUAGUAAUGAGUGGUGUGUAGAUAGGCGGGAAGACGGUCAGCGGGAGUUCUGUGAGGAGAAAACCGACUGAAGAGCGGCCGUUGCCGACUUCUGUCCUGCGCCUUUCACGCUGAGAUGGGCUUAUUCUGAAUCCAUCUGAUCUAUGCACUUAUCGAUUUACAGAUUUUGUUUUUCGUCUACGUAUAAAACUAGAGUUUGACUACCUCUGUGUGUCUGGAGAUUUUUGAGCUACUCUUCCAUUUAUAGCCCACCGCACAACACUCGUCACUCCGCCACACACACACACACAUCAAUCUCUGAACUGGUCCUUCACGACAAUUCCGUUGUUCACAGCAUCAGCGCCAAAUUCAUCCGUUUUGCCAUCGCAUAUCCGUCGGUACUUCUGACCUUUUUGCGUCGGCUACACGCACACCAAAGGUCUGGUACGCACAGACAGACACAGCAGAUCAGUGUCACAACUCAACCGUUCAACAGUAAACUCUCUCUUCGUCUCUCGUUCAUCCAAAGGAAAAGGCGUCUUGAAACGCACUCUUUCCGAAUAACACUUCACCUGUCCUUGCCGCUCAUCGGCUGACCUUUUCACGCAGUUGUGGUUCCUAUCCUGUGCCUCCAUUCUCCUCUUCCUUGACGAAUUUCGUACACACACGCAUACGUAUUCGUGUACAAGUGUCAGUUUAACACACACGCAAGUGGAAAGGUAGUCAGUUGUUGUCUGGUGUGGCCGUGACGAGUGAUGGAAGGUGCAGCCAUUUUGUCUUCGCUGGCAGCGGCACAGUCUCCACCUCGUGCGGUGGGGGAAGUGGUUGGGAUUACUGCCAGCGUCCCUCCUGACCUACCCUCCACCGACCCCAGUUCUCAGAGGAAAAUAACCCUUUUAACUCGGCCACCUGCGCCGUCCGUAGCAAACAGUGUGGCUUCGUCCAGCAACCCCACUGUGGCUUCAAUCAUCAGCGCCGGAGAGGCAAACCCUCUCAUCAGUGAUCUUCCGAGAAGUGGUGGCAGUGGUGGUCCUUUGCCGGAGAUACUUUCUACUCCAGGGAGGGCUGCCAGGAAUGAUUACUACGACACAGAAGAUCCGUCUGUCAAUCUUCACGAGUUUAUCGUCAACUCCCUUCAGGCCCAGAAAAACAGAGUUGUUCUACUAAAGUUGGAAGAAGAGUUCUUGACUUAUGUCACUGAUCCUAAAAGGGCUGACCCGCUGAAGCUGCCACCCUGGGACUCUUACCAUCGGAUGCUGGCCCACAGAGUGGCUGCCUACUUUGGCCUGGAGCAUAACGUUGACCCAGUGGACAAGUCGUGCGUGGUUGUCUGCAAAGGCCCCCAGACCAGGGUACCCCUUCACCGGUUCUCAGAUUUCCUGAGCGUGGAUCCAGACUCAGACGCUGCCGAGCCCAAACUCAUCCUCAAGAGAUCGCCCCGGGAAACCGUCAUGCCACUUCACAAGUCGUUUGAGGCUCUCGCGGAUCUCCCGUUGGACGUGAAAAGUUUCGAAGAGCGAGAGGAGGAGUACGAGAAGACGAGGGCCCGGAUAUUCAGCCAGCAGCCUCUGCAGGGGAGCCGUUCCAACAUUGCCUUUGACCUUGCCAACGCACCACAAAGACCUAGAUCCAGUCUCCUGCCAGCCAUCAUGCAGCAUCGUCGGACGGUCAGCGAUACUCUCCUAUUUCGUCGUCGCUCAGUCCUGGAGGAGUUAAAGAAGGAUGGCCCGAGCAGCAGUCACAGCAGCCGGAGUGCCACGCCCCUUAUCGCACUCCUCCAGCCGUCUGCCGCACUCCUCCAGUCGUCUGCCGCACUCCUCCAGUCGUCUGCCGCGGGGGAGGGAGGGAUAGUGGGACAGUCUAUAGUCGGACAGCCGACGGGGUCAAAGGUCACUCCGCAACACAGUCCCCAGCAACAGAAGAUAUCGCCACGAGAGUUGCCCAGUUCCCAGACACAGGUGAUAAAUCAGCAACACGCCCCGAUGCGACCGCAGUCGAAAUUCCCUCGCCAGAGACCGUCAAAUGUCCCCUCGUUUCAGUUUCAGCCGCUCGCCAGUCGAGGCGUCCCCAUGUUCUACCCCCAGCAGACGGCCAUCAUGGCAGACCCCAGUUGGUACUACAACAACAUGCUGCUCUAUCAGGUGUCGCCACAGCAGUUCAUCCCAGCCGCAGCGGCAGGAGGCGGAGCCAUGCCCUACGGUCAGGUGAUCCAGCCCGCCAUGUUCCCCAUGACACCCCAACAGUACCCCAUCUCCCCCGGAGUCACCACAUCCCCCAUUAUCUCUCCCCCGAUCUCGACAAGGCCCGGCGGUUUCCCGCUCCACCUGCCGAUGAUGUCGCCGGGCGGGGCGGUCGCCGAGGGAACCAUUCCACCAUCUCCACCCCACCACUUCACAGCCUCGGGCGGAGUCACCCUAGUACGUCCCAUUGCCCAGGUGGCCACGCCCACUAGGGGAUCGUUCAAGUUUGACGGAUCGCCAACUUCUGCGCUCGUUCAGCCUGGAGCUUACUCUAUCGGACAACCUGUGGGCGGAGCCAUGUUUGCCGCAGGGGGCGGAGCCACGCAACAGGGCCGGCCACUCAUUGCCGGGGGCAACACUGGUGGGCAACUGGCUGAGCACAUGGAGCAGUUGUCUUUGGAGGCCAGACGAAGGGAGGGAGGAGGAGAGAUGGCUCUUGGUCAAAUAGGCGAGGGAAAGAAGCCAUUUCCAGGUCACGAACUUGGCAGAAACGGGAAAUCUGGACUGGUUGUGAACGGGUCGUUCCCGUCUGGUUACGCGAUGAUGUCUGCGAUCGAGGCAGGCCAGAUUAUGAGUCCGACGCAGGUCCACCCCUCGGCGCCACUCCAAUUUCUCCCCGCCCAUCUCCAACACGCUCACAUGAUCCCCGGGUCCCCUCAGGAGGCUGCACUCAUGAGCCCACAGCACGUCCCCCCAGGAACUCCGGGGGGCGUAGUUCAUUUCCCGGGCGGCAUCCCCUCCCAAAGUCCCAGCGGACCGACGACCCCACCAAUCGGUCACAUGGGGUUCGCAGCCCCCCUCCCCGCUGGAAUGCUAUCGACUCAACAACAGAGUAUUUUUUCUCCUCCCAGUACCGGCGGAGUUACCCACUCCCCGGUCCAAAUUCUUGGGCACACCCUCGGAACGAGUCUUUUCUCUCCACCCCCCUCGAGCUCCGCCCACCCGGGAAUGUUCGUUAAUUCUCCAACGACGGGGGCGAAAGUAAUCGGGUACCCCGCUGGUUCCCCAGCUGCCCCCCACGCUCCGGUGGGAUCCGGUCUGAGAUUUAAACGGUACGAGUCUCCGAAACAGGGGAACGAGGGGGCCCCUCUAUCUCACGCCCAAUCAACAAAUUCGGGUUUGUCUCAAGUGCAGUUUAUAUCUGAGAGCCCAAUGCCUCAGGCACCUCCACUACAACAAUCACAGCAACAGCCGCACAAAGGGAAUAACGGAGUUAACGGUGGGAGCGCUGCCGCGAUAUCCGGUUCGUCUGGUUUCCAGCCGGUUCAGCUGCCUCCGCGACUGGCCAGCCAGCAGCAGGGGGGAGCAGCUGGCCUGCCUCAGAGGAACGCUGGGACGAGAUACCAGAACCAGAGACAUCCAGCCAACAGAAGCUCUCAGGGUGGAAAGGGUGGAGGAGGGAAUGGAAACGGAGGAGGUGGAGGGUUGAUCGGUGAGCCGGGACAGUACCUGCAGCUAUCUGCGAAGAAGGAGCCUCUGCUGCCCACACCUCCCAAUACCCAGAUGGUCAAACUGGACACCACUCUCACAUGUGGUGUUCCACUACACGUGAUGGAGAUAGUGAGUCUGCCACCUGAUGGAACUCCAGAGCGACAACAAGCUUUUCAGAUGCUGAGAGAGUUGGGAGCCCUAGACAUAAAGGGGGGCAGAAUCAACAAAACGGGCGAAGAAGUACUAAUCGCGUCGUUCCCGUCUCCCGAACUCGCCAUCAAAGCCCUUCAGAUGCAUAACAUGCCGUUCACUCUCUCCAUCCCGCGAAGUAAUCACGCGAAAUUCAUUCUCUCCCUCAUUCAGCCUCAGUCCAUUCAGUAGAACACCUCCUCUGUGUGCAGGAGGAGGAACCCACACAUCAGAUCCACUUUCGUCCGUCCGUCCGUCCGGCCCUCUUCCCCCUCUCCCGUUUCAGAUUAGAUCGUUAUCUAAACUGGUCCCAUAUUUUUUUAUAUACCUCAAUAAAAUACGCAUGCACGCGUAAUACACACACACACACGUGCAGUCUCUCUGCGUAAUCGUUUCCCCCAAAAGAGUGCACAAUUGUAUAGUUUAAUUUUAGUCGAUGUGUAAAGUUUUAGUUCUAUUGUUUCGAGAUAAACUUGUGUGUACUGUCUCCCAUUCAUUUGCUCUGUACAGUAUAUUUUAAUGAUGUCACACAACAUUCACAGUUGAAAGUUUGCAAGCAGGUUGACGCUAGGACGGUUAAAUCGUCCAUCAUUAUGCACACAAAAGACAGUUUCUUUUCAAUCGAUUCAGCUACACGGAAAGUUUGUGUCACAUUGUAUAAUAUGUGUCCUAUAUAGGUGGUGCAGUAAUAUUAACGAUGUCAUAGCAUUCACAGAAUGAUGUCACAUUCACAGUUGAAAGUUUGCAAGCAAGUACACGGAAAGUUGGUGUCACAUUGUAUGUGUCCU